Carassius carassius (crucian carp) is the source of this 805-nucleotide messenger RNA. Its product is annotated as calcium-activated chloride channel regulator 1-like. The coding region runs from base 56 to 805 and encodes 249 amino acids. The transcript has 5 exons. The record is from RefSeq and is a predicted model, not a curated record. Lineage: Eukaryota; Metazoa; Chordata; Actinopteri; Cypriniformes; Cyprinidae.
GUGACAUUGUUCAAAACAGGGUUUGGGAGUGACUGUUUAUCUAAACUCUGCAUCAAUGGACUCAAGAACAAUGUUUGUCUUAUUAUGGAUGUUGCUGUCAUCUCCCUCCUCUGGAAUCAAACUAGAUGGAAAUGGCUAUGUUGACAUUAUCAUUGCAAUCAGUUCAAGAGUACCACAGGAUAACACGCUCAUUGAUAAAAUCAAGGACAUGGUCACUGAAGGGUCGCUUUAUCUUUAUGAAGCAUUGGAUAAGAAGGUCUAUUUCAAAGAAGCUACAAUUCUUGUCCCACCUCAGUGGAAUAGUAAGGCUUUUACCAAGGCAAGAACAGAGUCCUAUGGAAAGGCCAAAAUAAUAAUUGAUAAUGCUAAUCCAGCAUACCGCGAUGAACCCUACACUAAUCAGUAUGGAGAAUGUGGAGCUGAGGGUCAGUACAUUCAUUUCACCCCAAACUUCUUCCGAGACACCACACUCAUUAAGCCAUAUGGGUCAAAAGGAAGGGUCUUUGUGCAUGAAUGGGCUCAUCUGAGAUGGGGUGUGUAUGAUGAAUACAGUGAAGAAAAGCCAUUCUACUACUCUAAAGGCAAUAUUGAAGCUACAAGGUGUAGCAAAAAUAUUGAUGGUCAGCUUUCUGAUAUUACUACUGGAUCUCCAUGCCGCACUGAUCCACAAACCUCACUACCGACUAAGAGUUGCAAGUUUUUUCCUAACAAAAAUCAAAACACACAAAGUUCCAUAAUGUUCACACCUAGCCUGGAUUCUGUAAGUAUAGAUUUUACAUGUUCUAGAAAAUGUCACAGUUGGUAA